CAUCUACACUGCGGUGCGGUAGUGAGGCGUCUCCAGAUCACUGUGGUGGGCGCGGACAUUCUUCCCAUCUGAAGCAAGUUAUUUUAUCACUAUUUGAAGGAGGAUAUCCUUCCCAACAAAAAGGAUGAAGAUCCUUGUGGUAUUUAGCGCCACGUUAUGGUGCAUAACGUCCGCCCAACUGCUGAGGGCAGACAAAAUGAAUCUUGGAGUGUACAACCCUGAAACAAAGCAUUAUGAAAAGCAGCCUCAGCUAGGACAAGAUGGGCAUGAUCGGCAGCACCAUGGCCAGCCUCUCCUGGGCCAGGAUGGACAUGACCAGCAGCAGCAUGGCCAGCCACGUAUCGGAGGAGAUGACCAUGACUUGCGACCUCACGGACAGCCACUUCUUGGAGGAGAUGACCAUGACUUGCUACCUCACGGACAGCCACUUCUUGGAGGAGAUGACCAUGACUUGCGACCUCAUGGACAGCCACUUCUUGGAGGAGAUGACCAUGACUUGCUACCUCAUGGACAGCCACUUCUUGGAGGAGAUGACCAUGACUUGCGACCUCAUGGACAGCCACUUCUUGGAGGAGAUGACCAUGACUUGCAACCUCAUGGACAGCCACUGCCUGACAUUCAUAAAACACAGGAUAACCUAGGAGGUGACAGCCAUUAUAAAAGGGACCACAAGAAGAAACAUGGCAAACAUAACAAGCACAAGGGAAGAAAGGUUCUUGGAGGUGAUGAUCAUGAUAAAAGGCCACACGCGAAGCAUUUGCUCGGUGGUGAUGACCAUGACCGUCAACCCCAUGGCAGGCCUGUGCUUGGAGGUGAUGACCACGACCAUCAGUCACAUCGGCGUGUGCUUGGUGGUGAUGACCAUGACCAUCAGCCUCAUGAUAGGAGACUGCUUGAUGAUGAUGGUUAUGACAAAUGGGAACAGAGGGAAAUGGCAUCUGAUAAGAAGGUACACAAGAAGCGUACGUUCGGCCAGGGAAUCCACGACCACAAGAAGCACGGCAAGAAACUUGGUGGAGGCAUACAUGACCUGACUCACAUCGGUGUGUUUAAGAACUUCAUGAAGCAAUACAACAAGUCAUACAAGAGCCAGGCAGAGUUUAAGAAGAGGUUUAACAUCUUCCGCCAGAACAUGAAGAAGGUUUACAUCUUCAAUGAGAAAGAAAGAGGCUCAGCAAAAUAUGGACCCACCAAAUUUGCUGAUCUUACUGAGCAAGAGUUCCGCAAGAUGCUGGGAUUCCGUCUUGACCUGAAGCCUGAACUGUCAUCAAUGAGACCAGCUGUUGUCCCUGAAGAUACUGUAUUACCAACUGCAUUUGAUUGGAGAGACAAGGGUGUUGUUUCACCUGUUAAAAAUCAGGGAAUGUGUGGUUCUUGCUGGGCAUUCUCCGUCACAGGCAACGUUGAGGGACAAUGGGCACUUAAGCACCAGCAUCUGUUCUCUCUGUCAGAACAAGAACUAGUGGACUGUGAUAAAACAGAUCAGGGUUGUAACGGAGGAAUGCCAGAGAAUGCUUAUGAAGCAAUUAAAGACUUGGGCGGCUUGGAGACCGAGAGCGACUACCCUUACGAUGCUAAGGAUGAACAAUGUCACUUCAAUAAGACUAUGGUGAAGGUAACAGUCAAUGGAUCGGUGGAGCUGCCACAGGAUGAAGUUGCUCUGGCCAAAUGGCUAAUCAAGAAUGGACCUAUCUCCAUUGGUAUUAAUGCCAAUCCCCUUCAGUUCUAUAUUGGUGGAGUGUCUCAUCCUCUGAAGUUCCUGUGCAACCCAAAGGACCUGGACCAUGGCAUGCUUAUUGUUGGCUUUGGUGUACACACAACCAAAUACCUACACAGAAAGCAGCCAUACUGGAUCAUCAAGAACUCAUGGGGGGCUGACUGGGGUGAACAGGGCUACUACCGUGUGUAUCGUGGAGAUGGUACUUGCGGCGUCAACCAGAUGGCUACAAGUGCUAUUGUACCUUAAGCCAGCCAACUUAUUGUGUUAUCCAUGCAACAGCAGACUGGCACUGGAACACCUAAUACUAUAUGUGUCACAGGGGUUUAAGCAGAUGCAUUAUUGAUGACUCGUGUUUGCUAGUAUUUCACUUGUUCUUAAUAACUUUAAUUAUGGAUAUAAUUGAGUCAGUAUUCCCCUGUCUGCCAUACAAAGUAGUUAGUGUGAAAGAAUUACUCAGAACCAGACUGUUAAACCAUCUAUUUUCAGAUGAAACCAACCAGACUUAACACACCCAAAAACUUCCCUCGGGCUGUUGUGGUAGAUUAGGUUAGGUGCAAGUCAGCUGCUUAAAAAAACAAACAAAAAAGGUAAAUGGUUUAGCAGUCAUGUUUUUGGUACUUCUCUGACAUUGGUCAUUGUGACACUGUUCAGGUAAUAGAAAUACUCCCCACAGUAACAUAUCAUAAGUUAUCUUCAUCACAGCUCUCAAGUAAAUAUCUAGUUUCAAGAUUGCUUUUAUCAUUCAUAAAAGUGUCUUGAUGUGUCAUUAUCUUUGAAGGUUUGGAUGUUCAUCGUAUUACCAAAUGAUCCAGUAAUGGAGUAGAAGUUUUAGGAAACUACAGUAAAACCUCGAUUAACCGACUUUCUGAUUAACCGCCGAUCCUGGACCCCUAAAAAAAAAAAAAAUACGGGGAUUAACCCACCCAGGCACAGGUCACUGACCCACACCGGGGCCUGGGGGCGAUAAUGUAAUAAUAAUGAUAAUAAUAAUAAUAAUAAA
Messenger RNA from Homarus americanus (American lobster), 2720 nucleotides. Its product is annotated as cathepsin F-like. The transcript is spliced from 22 exons. Gene Ontology annotation, cellular component: lysosome. Gene Ontology annotation, molecular function: cysteine-type endopeptidase activity. NCBI's taxonomy places the organism in Eukaryota, Metazoa, Arthropoda, Malacostraca, Decapoda, Nephropidae. The coding region runs from base 125 to 1966 and encodes 613 amino acids. The record is from RefSeq and is a predicted model, not a curated record.